AUGGACGACCGUGGCAAACUGCACUGGUUCUUAGGAAUGCGAAUUCUACGAUCUCACGACAAGAUUACCGUUGACCAAAAGAAAUACAUCGAAUCUGUUCUUCAACAAUUCAAUAUGAGUGAUUGUAAAGCAGCAGCAACGCCUGGAGAAGUAAAUCUGAAGCUAAUCAAAAGCAACGACGAUCAGAAGUUAGUCGAUGCGAAGUUAUACAGAAGUUUAGUUGGAUCAUUACUAUUUAUUGGUAAACAAACCCGUCCAGAUAUCCUUCACAUUGUUAAUCAGCUAUCAAGAUUCCUAGAUAAACCAGACAUUUCACAUUGGAAAGCAGCAAAGCACGUAUUAAGAUAUCUUAAAGGAACUAUCGAUUUACAAUUAACAUUCUUGAAGAAUUCCAAUCUCGAUAUCGUUGGUGAUUCAGACGCAGAUUGGAGUGGUGAUCUCAAUGAUCGCAAAUCAACUACAGGAUAUUACUUCAAAUUUGAAGGGAACGGAGGUGCAAUCAGCUGGGAAGUGAAGAAACAGGCAACUGUAGCACUUUCGUCAACGAAGCCGAAUAUCAAGCUAUGGCGGCAGCUGUACAAGAAGCAAUAUAUCUACGAGCACUAA
Messenger RNA from Xenia sp. Carnegie-2017, 606 nucleotides. RefSeq names its product secreted RxLR effector protein 161-like. The record is from RefSeq and is a predicted model, not a curated record. The coding region runs from base 1 to 606 and encodes 201 amino acids. The transcript has a single exon. NCBI's taxonomy places the organism in Eukaryota, Metazoa, Cnidaria, Anthozoa, Malacalcyonacea, Xeniidae.